AUGACGGUGUUGUUGGACUCGGCCGGCGGCCACGUCAAAAAAUACUAUCAACAGUACCUAUUCAAGGCUAUGCGCGCGCGCUCUCUCUCUCUCUCUCUCUCUCGUUUAUAAGCGCUGUUAAUCCGACAUAAUCAUCCUUUCCUGAUACCGAGUCGAUCUCUGCACUUACUAACGCCCCUCACUCUCAGUAGUCAGUACCCCACCAUGUCCGAGUCAAAUAACCCUGACUCAGCUUCCAGUCCCAACGCUUCUCGUAUUACUUCCAACAGCAAAACCUCAUGCUCAUGGCUUUUCACCUCUUUCAUGACGGUACUGGUCCCCGUUGUGGCGGCGAGCAUUCUGUACAACCUCGACUCGUUCGACCCGGCUCCACUGCCCGAUCUGUUGACUCGGCACGCCAUAGCCGCGCCGGCGAGCAACAAGCGCAUGCUCCGUGGAGCGGAGCUGGUGGGCGUGGGGAACUUGGAGGGACCAGAAGAUGUUGCUUAUGAUCGCAGCUCCGGAGUCAUCUACACGGGCUGUGCUGACGGCUGGAUAAACAGAGUCAACGUGAACGACUCCGAGGUGCAGAAGUGGAUCAACACCGGCGGCAGACCUCUGGGAAUAGCCGUCGACGGACUUAAACAGGAAGUUGUGGUUGCCGAUGCAAAAAGGGGCCUACUGAAGGUGACGGCAAAGGGCAAAGUGGACGUGUUGACAGAUGAGGCUGAGGGACAAAAGUUUAGAACCACAGAUGCUGUAGAUGUUGCACAGAAUGGCAUUGUUUAUUUUAGUGAUGCUUCCUAUAAAUAUAGUUUAGAUGAGUCCGUUUGGGAUAUAUUGGAGGGUAAGCUCCAUGGUAGACUUCUGAGUUAUGAUCCAACUACCAAAACCACCCAGGUGCUGCUCCCCAAUCUUUACUUUGCUAAUGGAGUUGCUGUCUCCCCUGAUCAAAAUCAUGUCAUCUUUUGCGAAACAACAGCGAGAAGGUGUAGAAAAUAUCAUAUUAGUGGCAACGAAAAAGGAAAAGUCGACAAGUUUAUCGAAAAUCUACCAGGCAUGCCUGAUAACAUCCGAUAUGAUGGAGAAGGCCACUACUGGAUUGCACUGGCACAGGAAUAUACGCUUUUAUGGUAUUUAACAUUCAAAUAUCCUCUCAUCCGAAAGUUUGCAGCAAUUGCGCUAAAGUACAUUGGGCGACCAUAUUUGGGGAGGUCUGGAGGGGUUCUGGCUGUUGACUUGGCAGGAAAACCAAUUGCUUACUACUAUGAUCCUGAACUGCCUAUGCUCACAAGUGCGAUGAAGAUAGGAGGUCAUCUGUAUUGCGGUUCCCUUGUUGCCCCCUACAUUAUCAGCCUCAACCUGAAACAAUAUCCUGCCGUAUAAAAACAAGAUAUUGUACUUCUUGAUAGUUGGCACCCUUACAAUAAUCGGCUAGAUGCUCUUGAUCAACCUGUAACUUUGCACAUGGUUCUGGCUCUCAGUUGAUGUGUUUGUACGUGGGUUGGAGACUAGAUAAUGAAUUAGUGAACCCAAUCACUAUGUUUGUUCUUGAAUUAAAGAAGAACAAAGAAAGAAAAUUAAUAUUUAAGAGAAAUUGGCAUGCUUCAACAUUUUGUUA
Messenger RNA from Juglans microcarpa x Juglans regia, 1600 nucleotides. RefSeq names its product protein STRICTOSIDINE SYNTHASE-LIKE 6-like. Gene Ontology annotation, molecular function: strictosidine synthase activity. Lineage: Eukaryota; Viridiplantae; Streptophyta; Magnoliopsida; Fagales; Juglandaceae. Gene Ontology annotation, biological process: biosynthetic process. The record is from RefSeq and is a predicted model, not a curated record.